AUAUGUAUGUACAAACUUCUCUCAUGAAAAAAUAUUCAUCUCUGACGUUCUGAACAAACGUUUCAUUGUAUUUGCAUAACUGGUCCAUCACCCAUCGUUAGAAAAUGCUUGCCUCAGCUGUGUUGGAAACUAUUAAGAAAGUCAAAGAUAAGUUUCUCUCCAUGGAUCUUUCCUCCAAAAGAAAAUUAUACGCGUGUAAAGAAGAUUUUCUUACCUUGAGCAGAAUUCCAAGCUGGGCUGACUAUGUCGCAGAGAAAGGACUUGUUUCCGAAGUUUCGGAAGAACAGGACGAAAAAGCAUUUUCACAUGAUUCGGAAAUAAACUCUAAAGUUUCCCUUUGGCAAGGCGAUAUCACCAGGUUGGAAAUUGACUGCAUUGUAAAUGCAGCUAAUCAAAGUUUACUGGGGGGAGGUGGAGUUGACGGUUGCAUUCAUGCAGCCGCUGGGGAAGACCUUUUAUUGGAAUGCGAAUCCUUAAAUGGGUGCGAAACUGGCCAGGCAAAAAUUACAGGAGGAUACAAACUUCCAGCAAAAUAUGUGAUACAUACAGUUGGUCCACAAUGCCAGGACUGGAAAUUGCUCAAAUCUGCGUAUUCCUCCACUUUAAAACUAAUGAAGGAGAAUAAUAUUAAAACAAUUGCAUUCCCAUCAAUUUCUACUGGAAUUUAUGGUUAUCCAAUUGAGCAUGCGUCCCACGUAGCGUUAAAGACAGUGCGAGAUUUUGUAAAACAAAACAAGGAACAUGUGGACCGAGUUAUCUUCACAGUAUUUUCAGACGCCGACAGAGAAGUGUAUGAGAAGAAUAUGUUUGCAUAUUUUCCAACAGAGCAAGAAAAGUGACAAUUAUUGAAUAACUUUACUUCUAAACUUUAAUAUAAAAGUAAAACUAAACUAUACAACUUUAAUAUAACGAUAUAUAAAACUUUUAUUUUAGUUUUACAACUUUUAGUUUUAUAUUUAUAAAACUUUGCCUUUUAAAUUUACAUGUAUUGAGAUAAAUUGGCGUGCUAAUAAACUGUAAAACUUAAGAGGUCAAGCUUUAGGUCAAAAA
This is a messenger RNA of Folsomia candida, 1050 nucleotides long. Its product is annotated as macro domain-containing protein CT2219. Gene Ontology annotation, biological process: peptidyl-glutamate ADP-deribosylation; purine nucleoside metabolic process; DNA damage response. The record is from RefSeq and is a predicted model, not a curated record. Gene Ontology annotation, molecular function: ADP-ribosylglutamate-[protein] hydrolase activity. Gene Ontology annotation, cellular component: nucleoplasm. The coding region runs from base 105 to 839 and encodes 244 amino acids. NCBI's taxonomy places the organism in Eukaryota, Metazoa, Arthropoda, Collembola, Entomobryomorpha, Isotomidae. The transcript has 8 exons.